Molecule: messenger RNA, 2140 nt
Organism: Acanthochromis polyacanthus (spiny chromis)
Lineage: Eukaryota; Metazoa; Chordata; Actinopteri; Pomacentridae
Product: tripartite motif-containing protein 16-like
Exons: 2
Coding region: 443-2131 (562 amino acids)
Molecular function (GO): zinc ion binding; protein binding
Source: RefSeq, a predicted model, not a curated record
CGUUGUUCAAUAAAAGAGACGCAGUUAAAGUUAAAAUAUUGUUACUAUAUAAUACUUCAACUGCAGUAUUUUUGAUGAGCAUAUUUUUUCAUGCAGGAAAUCUGUGUAACUUCUUCAAACUGAGGGUUAAAUGAGAAAUGAGCUCUGCUGUGAAAAGGUUCAACACUCAGCGUCUCUCUCCUCUUCCUGGAAUGAAUCUCAGCCUGAUAACCCUCCUCUUCUUCCUGCUCCCAAACACAGCAGCUCCACUCUGUCCACACAUUUCCUGGUUUCCUCCCCUUCAGAUCUGCACCUUGAACAUGGGUGGAACCAACAUGUGGUGACGUGGAACAGCUGACAGGCCCCGUUCACUGCAGGAACACGUGAUUUGUAGAUCAGAGCUCACACUAGUUUCAGGAAGGAGGAAGUCAAACUCACACAGUCGCUGUUAGUGAGAGGAGAAAUGGCUGAGAAAGGAGUUCAGCUGGACCGAGAAACCUUCUCUUGUUCUGUCUGUCUGGAUCUACUGAAGGAUCCGGUGACUCUUUCCUGUGGACACAACUACUGCAUGAAGUGUAUUAAAGCCCACUGGGAUGGAGAGGAUGAGAAGAGAAUCUACAGCUGCCCUCAGUGUAGGCAGACCUUCACACCGAGGCCUGUCCUGAUGAAAAACACCAUGUUAGCAGUUUUAGUGGAGGAGCUGAAGAAGACUGGACUCCAAGCUGCUGCUGCUGAUCACUGCUAUGCUGGAGAUGAAGAUGUGUCCUGUGAUGUCUGCACUGGGAGGAAACUGAAAGCCUUCAAGUCCUGUUUAGUCUGUCUGGCCUCUUUCUGUGAGAAACACCUUCAGUUUCACUAUGAUUCACCUCCAUUCCAGAAACACAAGCUGGUGGAGCCCUCCAAGAAGCUCCAGGAGAACAUCUGCUCUCUCCACGAUGAGGUGAAGAAGAUGUUCUGCCGCACUGAUCAGCAGUCUAUCUGUUAUCUCUGCUCUGUGGAGGAACAUAAAGGCCACGACACAGUCUCAGCUGCAGCAGAAAGGACGGAGAGGCAGAGAGAGCUGGAGGUGAGUCGACAAAACAUCCAGCAGAGAAUCCAGGACAGAGAGAAAGAUGUGAAGCUGCUCCAACAGCAGCUGGAGGCCAUCAAUGGCUCUGCUGAUAAAGCAGUGAAGGACAGUGAGGAGAUGUUCACCCACAUCAUCCAUCUCAUCCAGAAAACAAGGCGAGAUGUGGAGCAGCAGAUCAGAUCCCAGCAGGAGACUGAAGUGAGUGGAGUGAAAGAGCUGAAGGAGAAGCUGGAGCAGGAGAUGAGAGAGCUGAAGAGGAAAGACGCUGAGCUGAAGCAGCUCUCAUACACAGAGGAUCACAACCAGUUUCUCCACAACUACCCCUCAGUGUCAGCACUCAGUGAGUCCACACACUCAUCCAGCAUGGACAUCCGUCCUCUGAGACACUUUGAGGAGGUGACAGCAGCUGUGUCAGAGCUCAGAGAUCAUCUACAGGACAUUGUGAGGGACACAUGGACAAAGAUCUCAGUGACAGGGACUCAAGUGGAUGUUUCACUGUCAGAUUCACAAGCAGAGCCAAAGACCAGAGCUGGAUUCUUGAAAUAUUCACGUCAAAUCACUCUGGAUCCAAACACAGUGAACAGAAACCUGUUAUUGUCUGAAGGGAACAGAAAAGUAACAUUUACGGAUCAACAACAGUCUUAUUCUGAUCAUCCAGACAGAUUCACUGAAUGGUGGCAGGUCCUGAGUAGAGAGAGUCUGACUGGACGUUGUUACUGGGAGGUGGAGUGGAGAGGAGAUGGAGUUUAUGUAUCAGUCGCAUACAAGAAUAUCAGCAGAGCAGGAGACGGGACUGAAUGUGCAUUUGGACGUAAUGACAAAUCUUGGGCAUUAUGUUGUUCCCAAAACAGUUAUAUAUUUAUGCACAACAACAUCCAAACUCUCGUCUCAGGUCCUCGGUCCUCCAGAGUUGGAGUGUACCUGGAUCACAGUGCAGGUAUUCUGUCCUUCUACAGCGUCUCUGAAACCAUGACUCUCCUCCACAGAGUCCAGACCACAUUCACUCAGCAGAUACAUGCUGGACUUUGGGUUGAUGGCUGGUCAUUUGUUGGAUCAAGUGCUGAGUUGUGUGAACUGAAGUAGACAGAGGUG